Molecule: messenger RNA, 150 nt
Organism: Pyrenophora tritici-repentis Pt-1C-BFP
Lineage: Eukaryota; Fungi; Ascomycota; Dothideomycetes; Pleosporales; Pleosporaceae
Source: RefSeq, a predicted model, not a curated record
AUGUCCGAUCAAAACGACCUCCACGUUUCCGGAGUCUUUCCCAUCGGCUUUCUGGACUUGUUCUUUCAGAGCUUCGAGUGCUGCGGUACCUACGCUGAGUUUAUCGUUCUUUUCGAUUGGAGCGCUGGCGCCGUAGCCAGCCAUGGAUGA